AUGAUGAUGUCUCCUUCAUANAGAAAAACCUAAGGAAAUCAUUAAAACAAAAGAAUCGUUGACUCCAAUCCAAUCUGUUUAAACUUGCUCUGUAGACUUAUAAUAUCAAUCCUUAUAACUACAGUUAAAUUAAUAACUGUAAAUGAUGUAGCUUAGCUUAUCUAUGAAUCCAUACAUGAUUCUUUAACAGUAAGAGUGUUAAUUUGAUUCUUUAGAAACCAAUAUUUAAACUAAUGCUUAAUGUAAUUAUAAGCACAGUAGAUGAUCAAUUCGUAAGGAUGGUUGAAGCCCAUUUAACAACCACAGCCUCUUCUUUAAUAGUUUGGAAGAAUUCAGGAACAAAGAUCAUAUAUAACUCCAUUAUAAUCUAGCAAGUGUCUUGAUCAAAAAUAUGAGGAAGGCCGUCCUACAUUGAAGGAUUUCAUUUGAAUAUGACAAUAUUGUAUUAAUUAUCAC
Molecule: messenger RNA, 456 nt
Organism: Paramecium sonneborni
Lineage: Eukaryota; Ciliophora; Oligohymenophorea; Peniculida; Parameciidae
Source: the annotation of a GenBank genome assembly